Molecule: messenger RNA, 9915 nt
Organism: Mytilus trossulus (common blue mussel)
Lineage: Eukaryota; Metazoa; Mollusca; Bivalvia; Mytilida; Mytilidae
Product: dedicator of cytokinesis protein 4-like
Exons: 56
Coding region: 96-6614 (2172 amino acids)
Biological process (GO): small GTPase-mediated signal transduction
Cellular component (GO): cytoplasm; plasma membrane
Molecular function (GO): small GTPase binding; guanyl-nucleotide exchange factor activity
Source: RefSeq, a predicted model, not a curated record
AAUGGACUGAUAAUGAACUGAUGAAUCAGUGACAUUGCAAAUGAGAGGGAUUUACAAAAUGCGGAAGUAAACAGUACUGUUGUGUUAAAAUUACGAUGGAAUUAAAUACAUGGAAUAAAUCUUGUCAUAAAUAUGGAGUUGCUGUGGUAAACUACAAUCCCAUCAGACCAGAGUUUCUACCUUUAUCAGUAGGUGAUGUUGUUCAUAUUAUUGAGGAGUAUGGAUCUGGAAACACAGGAUGGUUUAGAGGACAUUUACUUUCAAACAGAAACCAGGUGGGAAUAUUUCCAAAGAUGUAUAUACAUACCAAAGACUGUGAUGUAGAAAAUCCAGGACAAUAUGAGACAGUGAAAUCAAAGGAAGAUUCAAUGGCGAUGGAGUUGACAUUUACACUCAGAGAGUGGUGGGUGGCAUGGAAACAUUCAUUUCUUAGACAGGGACAAACUAUAGUUCUGACUCAAAUUUACCAUACAAUGAAUGAAUUAAUUCUUUUACGAGGAAAACUAAUGAGUAACAUGUUAACGGAAGAUAGUAUGGUAGAACUGAAAGAAGAAAUAGCUGAUAUUGUAGAUUGGGGAAAUGGACAAUUGGGAAUGGACUUAAUACCAAGAGUUGAUGGAGAACAGGUGGAUGUUGAUAGAUGUAGUAUUGUCAGGUUAUACAGGGUUCACUUACAAAGUGCAGAAAAUGCCAAAUCUUCACAGCCAAAAUACUCUAAGAAAAGACACAAAUCAGUUUCUGUCAAUACUCCUAAAGAUACAGAUAUUGUUUUUAAUGUUUUGGUGAAUUUGAAAGUAUCUCAGUGUAAUGUUGGUGAUGAAUCUCAAAUAGUGAUGAGUGUUUAUGAUAACAGAGAUCAGAAAUUUGUAAGUGAACAGUUUAUAAUUAGAAUGAACAAAAAUGGUGCUCCUAUGAAACCAGAAAAACUUGAUAAUUGUUUUGGUCUUUUUACUGAAUUACCACUAGAUGAAUAUCAGAAGUAUUUGUAUAUAGUUGUUAGAAUUUAUAGAAUUGGUCGGAUGUUUUCUGACAGUUCUAAGAAGUCUCCCACACGCCCAUACAGAAGACCCUUUGGUGUAGGAGUAUUAAGUAUAGAGGAGGUUAAGAAUGGGAUGAACGAGGAUUCCUGUGUUUGUUCAAUUAAUAUAUCAUGUUGUAUAGAAAAUGAGGGAACUUUUCCAGAACUACAUAAAGAUCUGAUUAAAAAAUUGUCCAAUCCAGGUGUUUCUUCUGGUGUCGGUGCUAAUAUAGGUAGUAGUACAAAGUUAGGUAGCAGUUCAGCACUUAGUAAAGCAGGAGGUAAUGUGGGAAUGUCCUUGACCUUUGAUGUGUCUGUCUAUGAUGGUGACCUACAGGCAGUAAAAACAGAUUACCCGGUGCUGUUUACAAAAGAUAUCACUAUUAUACCUAAGCUCAGUCAGUUUGAUGUCAUUAACCCAGGGGAAGUAAGAAAUGACAUUUAUUUGACCUUGUCAGAAGCUCAGUUUGAAAGAGGAAAUAAGAAAUCUCAAAAGAAUGUUGAAGUUGUUGUAACAGUUUAUAAUUCUAAAGGAAAAGUAGUGGAGAAGUGUAUACACCAUGGUUGCGGAGAAGAUCCACUAAUUCAUUUUCCGUCCUGUGUAUUUUACCAUGACAACUAUCCAAAAUGGCAAGAAACAAUUAAGAUCUCAUUACCAAUGGAUGAACUUCCUGGAUCUCACAUUAGAUUUGAUGUUUACCAUUGUCAAGCCAGAAACAGAGCAGAAAAGAAACUUUAUGGUUUUGCUUUUAUGAGAGUUACUAAUAAUUUACAAAUUGUUAUCAAAGAUGGAUCUCAUAAUCUUUGUAUAUUUAAGUGUGAAGAUGAAAAGAAGAUCAAAUUUGAGAAAUAUUGCAAAAUACCAUUUCUGGCAGAAGAUUAUGGCGAGACCACUAAACAGUCAUCUGCACAGUCGCCUACAUCAGCACCUUAUGACAGACAUCAGCGAGAACAUAUAGGAAUUAGAACUCUUUUAUGUUCUACAAAGUUUACACAAACAUCUGAGCUCCUUGGUGUGUUAAACUGGAGAGAAGAAAAAAGUCAUAUAGAUAAAAAUCUGAAUGAACUGAUGAGUGUACAAGGCACUGAAGUGAUGAAGUUUUUACAGAACAUUAUGGACCGUUUAUUAGAGAUGCUGGAUGAUGGAUGUACAAACAAAGCUCCUUAUUGUUCCAAAGUCUUCCAAGUUAUUGUAUUUAUAUUGAAUUUAUUAUUGGACACAAGAUUUGAGAAUUUUAGACCAGUUUAUGAGGACUACUUAGCAAAGACCUUUUCUUUUCCUAAUGUUUACAAACAUUUAAUGAACCAGUUUGCCUUUGGUAUAGAACAAUUCUGUGAAGGGAAAGCGUUCACUUUGUCAAUGGCAAUGAAGGUACUUGGAGAACUAAUGAGACUUAUAACAAGAUCAAGACAGUUAGAAAAGGAAAGUCCUUUUAAUGACAGAGAAAAGGAAAAAGAAUUUAGAAUAAAACUUCAGCACCUGUUUGAAAAAAUGGGACGACUACUUUCACAACAGGAUGAAAAGCUUAAAAUUUCUCAGAUGGAACUAUUAUCAAAUCUACAUAAAUGCUAUGAACCACUGAUGGAGUUGAUAACCAAAAGAGAAUUAGCAGACCAAGUCCGAGAUGUGAUCACACAUUUACCUAAGGCCAAAGAUUUACCUGUUGAAAUUAGAAGGACCAAGAUGGAAUUUAUACAGAAAACUGUUAACUCUGAUCUGUUUAGAGAUGAUGAAUCUCGGAGUACUUUAUUAUCCUUAUGUUUGAACCAUAUAAAGGCAUGUCUGAUAGAGCGAUAUUUCCUCGACAUACAAAUAGCUACUUCAAUACUUGGAGAUAUUCUGGAGAUUUUUUUUAACUUGAAAGAGACCAAAAGAUUAUGUCCUCCACAUGUUCAGGUGAAGAGUAUUUCCCAGGAUAUCAAUACAUUGGCUCUAUCCCUGUUUGAAGUACUUAUACAGAGUAUAUCAAGGAUAGCUGAUGGAGAAUUUAUAUCAAAUCCACAAAGUUAUCCUCAAGUUAUGCUUCGAAAACCAACUAUGUCAGAAAAUAGUAGUCCAUGUUCUACCUUGGAUAGAAAAAGUAGACGAAGUCGAACUCUGUUUCAGGGAGUUAGUCGACCUUCUUCUGAAGUUAUAACAACCAAAGAUGAUACACCUAAAUUUCUUCCAGAAGAAGAUAAAAGUAAGACAUUGCCAGCAAAAUCACCACGACGUUUAACCAUACAACUGUUGCCAUCACAGCUUCAAAGUCUACCAUUUAAUGAUGAUCCACAAGCAUACUGUGGUGAGAUGGUAGCUUGUCUGACAGAACUUUUACGUCUGAUGGAAGAAACUCAUUAUACAGCUGUAAUACAGAUACAUCCCAAAGGACCACCUUUAAAAGAUUUCUUAACUCAGGUUUUACAUACAUUCCUAGAAUUACUCAAACCAGAAAUGUUAUCUGCAGAUUGGACCAUAAUGAGAAUGGAGACCAAUAAUGUGAUAUUUUCUGCUGUUGAAUAUUUCUCCCAAGCUUUAAAGAACCAGUUCCUUGAAGGAGAGUACUUUGACCAACAUUUAUGGAACCUUUACUUCAGACUUGCAGUGGACUUUAUAACACAACCCAGUCUUCAGUUAGAGGAAUAUUCAGAAAGUAAAAGAAAUAAGUUUAUUGAAAGGUACCAUGAUAUGAGAAUAAUGAUGGGACAUCAGAUACAGACAUUGUGGGAAAAAUUAGGGACCAAUAGAAGACAUUUCAUUCCAUCCAUGAUUGGACCAUUCCUCAAAGUGACUUUGGUACCAGAAAAAGAACUCAGGGCAGCAACUCUUCCAAUGUUUUAUGAUAUGAUACAAUGUGAACAGAAAACCAGUGGACAUUUUAUUUUGGUUGAAAGAGAGAUUAUAGAGAAGUUAGACCAGUUCAUUACCAUGGACAACCAAGGAGACGAUGAAUAUAAACAAUUGUUCAAUUCAAUACUUUUGGAUCGUGUCCAGUCAGAGCCAGCUUUGAAGGAAACUGGUUCUCAGUUUAUUGUAUCUGUUACUAAUCUGCUGGAAAAGUUACUAGACUAUCGACAAAAUUAUGAUGGAGAAGAAAAUAGAGACAAACGUAUGCAGUGUACGUUCAAUAUACUUAAUUUCUACCGGGACAACAAAGACAAGCGGCGAGAAAUGUACACACAAUAUAUUAAGAAAUUGUACGACCUUCAUAACUCAUCCAGAAAUUACGUAGAGGCAGGACUAACACUUCAGUUGUACGUACAAUUAUUGGAAUGGAAAAGUGAUGAGAUCCACAGUGAAAUGGGAUUUCAUCCAGAACCACAGUGUGAUAGGAAAGAAAAAUUACUGAAGGAAAUUAUUGAAUGUUUUGAUAAAGGAAAGUUAUGGGAGUAUGGUAUACCAGUUUGCAAAGAUUUAGCGAGUUACUAUGAGAGUAGGUUGAUGUACAGAAAAUUGAGUGAAAUAUUACAAAGAGAAGCAUCCUUUUUCACCAAGAUUUUGGAUGGUGUACAAGUAAAUGAAACUGGAACCUCUAGCCAGGAACAACCAAAGUUUUAUCCAAGACAACAAUCAGCAUACUUUAGAGUGGCAUAUUAUGGAAUGUCUUUUCCUCCAUUUGUGCAGAAUAAAGCAUUUAUCUAUAGAGGGGACGAAUGUCUGAAACUUCAGGACAUCAUUAAUCAGUUGACGCAAGAGUUCCCGUCAGCAGAAAUACUAAAGACCAACAAUCCUGUGGAAGAAAGUAAAAAAUACGGAGAAGCACAAUAUAUACAAAUAAGUGGUGUAAAACCUGUACCUGAUCCAAAGAAUGCCUACUCCUCAGACCAGAAAGUACCAAGAGAAGUGGAAAAGUUUUACGAAAGUAAUGAUGUAGACACAUUUCAGAUGGACAGAUCAUAUCACCAGGGAAAGAAAGAUAGAGAUAAUGAAUUCAAAACAUUGUGUACAGAAAGAACUGUGAUGAAAACAAACCAUAAAUUUCCUGGAAUAUUACAAUGGUAUGAAGUAAUUCAGAGUGAAACAAAAAUAUUUAGUCCUGUUUUGACUGCUAUAAAUGCUGUUAACAGUGCCUGUCAAGAGUUACAGGUCAGCAUAGAAACUUCUCGUAGAAGCUGUAGUGACAACAACAUGAAGGAUUUAUCCAGACAACUUAAUGGCAUGAUAACAGCUCAAGUACAGGGAGGCAUACCAAAAUAUCAGGAGGCAUUUUUCUCUGAAGAAGUUACAAGGUUACAUCCAUCAGAAAGUGACAAUGUUCAAAUUUUGAAAGAUCAGAUAAACUUACAGAUAAGCUUGUUGGACCAAGGACUUGCUGUAAUGAAGAAAGAUAACAGUGAACACUUGGUCAUGUUAGUCCAAAGUUUGGAUGAAGAACUCAAAAAACUAAUGAAGAAAGUUGGCUAUAGAAAAGAAAAGAGAGCUGCUGUGCAUAGUGAAUUAAAGAAGUGGGACUCUGGGAUGGGAAGUUUUAUAGAUCCCAGACCAGGAACACCAAAUUCUCAACAUUCAAGUGGAAGUAACAGAUCAUCAGUGAUAUCAUCAGAUUCUAGAUCAAAUGACCGUGAUGAUCUGAUAGAUCUCACUUCUACGGAUAUACCAAUACUUAUUACCUCCCCUACCACGGUGGACAGACGGAGGUACAGUCAUCACUUUCCUUCUCGGAAUCUGUCACUUCAUCAUCGUAGCAGACCUCUGUCUCUGCAGUUUAGCGAUCAUCUUGUCAUUAAGGCUGAAAGUCCACAAAGUAAACCAACACAUAUUGAGUCACCUAAACCAAAGGUUCCAGCCAAGGGUAAUGUGUCCAUAGAUACUUCUGCUAUUAAACACUUGAGGACAAAAUCUGUAGCAUAUACCAGGAAACCUCCUAUUCCAGAGAGAAAAAGAUCAGAUCCUUUUCCAGCAAGUGUGCCACGACCCUUCCCAGGUCCAGAUGGAUCUAGCAUCAUUGAGGAAGAUACAGUACCUAAUUUACCUGUUAAGCAUAGUACAUCAAAGGUCAGAAUGUUAACAAACAGACAGACAGUUAACUUUCCAAAAGUGGAUAGUUCAAAAACAAAUAAGACUAUUUCUCAGUCUUAUGAAAACACUUUGUUGAACUUAGAGAAAACAGAUGAUGGAUUUUCUAAAUCAAAUUCUCCUGUGCCACCUCUUCCUCCUAGAAGAUCAGUGCUAAUACGUAAUACUGUGGCUCUGGAUUAUACUGACAAAUCUUCACCUAGACAUUCUAACAGUUCAGAAGAAACAGAAUUCUAUCCUGGAACAAGUCCAAGAUCUGGACCUCCUCCUAUUCCGUCUCAUUCCUCCAGCAGAAUGCCAGCAAUACCAAGUGGAAGAAUUCCAUCAAACAGUGAGCCUGCCAAUAGUAACUAUAACAACUGCAAUCCUUGUCGACCAUCAGUUAUAAAUCAAAUUAAUGUUGUGAAUGGUAACAAACAAUCAGAUUCACGGACUAGUACUAUAAGUGAUAGUGGGUCACAUGAUAGCGUGUUUUUAAGUAACGAGCCUCCUCCACCUAUUCCUCAAAGACCAACCAGACUGUCAACAUCAUCACAAUCAUCUAAUGCUUCAUCCGGUACAACACAUACAAACCAAGAAUUAGAAUCAUCCAGUCUUUAAAGUUUUUGAAAUUACUAACUUAUAUUUUUUUUUCAUUUUGUAAUAUUGGUACAUGUAUAGUGUAAAAUCAUGAUUGCCACAUAUUUUAACUAUAAAUUCAUUAUAUUAUCCCGGUAUUGGCCUGUUCAUGGAAGUUUCACUGUAUUCUAGAAUGAAAAAACUGUUCAUCCUUAUAAACCUAUAUACACAUAAUUCCAUUUAUCGAUUUAAUCUACUAACUUAGAUGAACUAUUGUGUGAACAGGUCCUUUAGAAAAUGAUGUCUGUUUUUACUUGUUAGUUGUAUGAGAAUGUAAAGGUUGAUCAGUAAUUGGAAAUGAACUUUCAUUUUCUUCUAUUUUAUGCCAAAAAAUGUUUUAUUGAAACGAAUAGGCAAGUUGGUGCUAUAAAUGAUCUUUUUUUAUUAUUAUAUUUAUCUAUUGAUAAAUUGGAAUCGGCUUUAAUGAUAAUUUAAAAAAUUAGAAAACCAAUAAGAAUCUUCCAUUUAGUACCAGGUGCUUAUGUAUUACAGUAUACAUGUUUUUAGAUUUGAUGUAUGCAAAUUAUUAAUCUCAUUCAGAAUCUCACAUUUAAUGUAAGAUGACCAACAGGUUGUCACGUCCAUUGCUGAAAUUUGCUUUAUACAUUUAUCAAGUUUUAUGAAACAUUGUUUAGGUCAAAAACUUGUGGAAUCCAGUACCAGAGGUCUUGAAAAAAAUCUUUGUUGAAAGAGAUUGAUAAAAAUAUUUCACUUUGAACUCUUUUUGAUGCAUAGUGACUUAUUACCUAUUCAAAGUUAAGAUCAAAAUAGGACAAAAUAUAUGUCAACCUCGAAAAGAAUAUCUUCAGAACUACAAGGUAAAGAGGACUACUAUUGUAGCCACAUCCUCAAAGUCUUCAUAAAUUUAAAUGUCUGUUUUGCAUUGCAAUGUGAACGAGUGUUAUAUAGUUCUAUUGUACUACUAGACUCUAUUGGACAUUCACUUGCCUUUUUAAUGAUGCUGGAUUCCUGUUACUUUAUAGGUUAUGGUCCAGAUCUUAGUAAUUGACAAACUGCUUCAUAUAACACGUUGACUCUGACUUUGUUUAUAGUUUGAUUUCUGUCAGAGUCUUAUCUGAAUGAGUGCUUCGUUUCUGUUAUUUAGUAUAACAUUCCUGACAUGACAGUCAAUGUUGUUAAUGUAUUUUUUUGUGUAUUAUUGAUGUAUAUUAUUAUUGUAUUGUUUUUUUGGUUUUUGUUUAUGUAUUUUAUAUAUGUAUAUAUUGUUAACAUUUUUUUUAAAUACUGCUGAAAGGUAGAACAUUUCAUUUAAUUCAAAAUCUCAUUAAAAUCAAUUAAAGUAACAGAUAACUAUUGAAAACGGGAAGUAUAUAAGUACAGUAUUUAUUUAAAAAAUAGCAGGGUUAUUCUUAAAAGACAUAAUUAUGGCAAGCCAUUUUACUAUUUAUUCGAAUUAUUUAAUUUCAUUUUAAUGAUAUAUCUUAUAUAUUAUAUAAGAUAUAUUAUAUACUUUAUAAGAUAUCUUCUAAAGUUUAUAAGAUAUCUUCUAAAGUUUAAAAGAUAUCUUAUAAAGUAUAUGAGAUAUCUUAUAAAGACAAUUAUAUAAGAUAUCUGAUAAAUUAUAUGAGAUAUCUUAUAAACUAUAUGAGAUAUCUUAUAAACUAUAUAAGAUAUCUUAUAAACUAUAUAAGAUAUCUUAUAAAAUUUAUGAGAUAUCUUGAAGUAAGAAUAAAUAGUAAAACGGCUUGCCAUACAUAAUGUUAAAUUCCUUCUCUAAUUUUAUGUUGAGGCGGUAUAAAAUAUCUUUUCUGCAGAUCAUUGUGGCCUAAAAUGAUAGAGGAUAGCAAUUGUAUUUUAUUUGUUUUUGCACAAUACAAAUAAACAAGCUAUAUCUUUUGCAAUCUCAUUAUGUCGAUUCAUUAUUUUUCGUUGGAUACCAAUUUUCAUGGCUUUUUUGGGAACAGGUGAACAACGAAUUUAAAUGUUCAAGGAAUAACAAAUUUUCCAUAGGCUUAUAUGCAGUCUCUGCAAAACCACAAAACAUGCAAGUGUUCCGUAAUCCAGGAAAAUAAAUGAAUCCACAGUAUACAGAAAAAUAGGGGGGGUGCUUUUUUAGUAAGAAGAAAAGGAAUUUUAGAUUAACAUAUUUUAAUUUUUUUCUAUUUAUGUAAGUGUGCAUGUUUUUGAAACCAUUGUUUACCAACUUUUGUUAAAGAAAGUGAACAUUUUAUGAAAGGAAGUGUACUUUAAACACCCAUGACGAGUUGGUGUGAAACUUUGUUGUUGUUUUUAUAUAGAAUAUGGUCAGAUUAUCAAAGAAUGUCACAAUUAUUAUCCUAUAAUGAAAAAAAUGAUUUGUAUAGGACUUUUUAUGAUGAGCUUUAAAGUGCAUAUUUGAAUAAUCAAAGAAAUUGAAUAAAGGUAUAUUAGCAUAUUUAAAAUAUACUCAUUUACAUAAUUUUUGUACUGGUAGCUAAAGAUAAAUAUAUUGAUAUAUUUGUGAGAAUAGCAACAGAAUUUUUAAAUUGAUAAUUUUCCAUGAUUUUUUUUUUCAAGAUUGCUAUGUAUUAAGGUUGUUUUGAAGAUUUUGCUUUUGGAAGCAGCUCUGAGUAAGAAUGAAAUAUUUACAUGUUCUCACUGGAAUUAAUUAAGUAUGUUAAAAUGUGACGAGGUUUUCUUAUUUUUAAAAUUCAUACAAAGAACACAGUAAACUACUGUAUUUUUUUAAAACUGUUUAAAAAAAAAAUGUUAAACUGACCAUUUAAAAAAUAUCUACCUUGCCUUGAUGAUCACUGCGGCUUCAUUAUAGUUUCAAUUUUAAAUAAAUGCUUAAGAGAAUGGUUUUACUGCAAAAUAUUUUCAGAAUGAUUUUAUUUUACAAAAUUCUUUAAUCUUUACAAACAAUGAACUAGGCCGAUUUGGAUGUUUGAGAUAUUUUUGUGUACUGAAAUUACAAGUGAAAAAUAUGUUUUGUAAACCAAUAUGAGCCUUGAAAAUAAUCAUAGUCUAUUAUUUGCUUAGAUAUUUUUUUAAGUUUACAAGUGAAUGAAACAAAACCUUCUUUUUAUAUUAUACAUGAUUGAAAAAGAUGAAAUGUAUUUUUAUUCAUCUGCUAUAGCAAAAAUAAAUUUGAAUGAAUUGAAAUGUAAUGAAAUGAAAAUGUAGAUUUGAAUAAACUGGAGUAUACAUAUAAAUGUGACUAAAUUGUAAAUAGGUUUUACAUAUGUACAGGUUUAUUUAUUCAGAUAACAUGUAUUUAUGCAUAAUAUAAGAAUGAGAGAGUCAUGAUGUCUUAUGGUGGACAAUAAAUUGUUGAAAACUU